This is a messenger RNA of Oikopleura dioica, 384 nucleotides long. NCBI's taxonomy places the organism in Eukaryota, Metazoa, Chordata, Appendicularia, Copelata, Oikopleuridae. The record is from the annotation of a GenBank genome assembly.
AUGCAAGAACACCAGAAAAAGAACCGUCCAAAAUACUUAAACACUUACAAAAUGGAGCCUGAUAAAAAGAUGAACAUGUUUAAAAUCAAGAACUCAAUGCAAAAAUGUCUUGAGAAGCUUUGCGAGGACAAACAAUUUGAAGAAGUCGUAGAACGAGAAAUGAUCCGAACAAUUAACAAUCAACUUCAUAAUAAAGUCAGGGACUUGGUGCCAGAUAGAUACAGAUUCAUCGUCCAAGUCAUUGUGUGCGAGCGAAACGACAACGACUUCAGCAUUUCUUCACGCUCGCUCAUGAACAACGAUCACGAUUCAUACACGUCCGUCAGCUAUGCCAAAGGAGAUAUCGUCGUCGUCGGAAUCUGUCACGUUCUCUACCUCGAAUAA